AUGAGUCUCCUCGACCUCCACUACCAGCAGCUGGACGAUGCCCGGUGGGCCGAGCUGCUGCCGCUCAUGCGCCAGGCCCCGGUGGUCAGGCUGGUCGACUGUGGCGUCACCGGGGGGCGCUGCAAGGAUGUGAGCGCCGCGCUCCGGGACAACGCCGCCCUCACCGAGCUCAGCCUCUCCUCCAACGAGCUGGGCGACACGGGCACGCAGCUGGUGCUCCAGGGCCUGCAGCCUGCCUGCAAGAUCCAGAAGCUCAGCCUCCAGAACUGCAACCUGACGGAGGCCGGCUGUGGCCCCCUGUCCGGCGUGCUGCGCUCCCUGCCCUCCCUCCGCGAGCUGGACCUCAGCUACAACCAGCUGCAGGACGCGGGCCUGAAGCUGCUCUGCGAGGGGCUCAUGGACCCCCAGUGCCACAUCGAGAAGCUGCAGCUGGAGUACAGCAACCUGACGGCCGACAGCUGCGAGGCCCUGGCCGCCGUGCUCAGGGCCAGGCCGGAGCUGAAGGACCUGGGGGUGAGCAACAACGACAUCGGCGAGGCCGGGGCCCGGAUGCUGUGCCGGGGCCUGGCCGACUCCCCCUGCCCGCUGGAGUCACUCCGGCUGGAGAGCUGUGGCCUCACCGCAGCCAACUGUGUGGACCUGAGCGCCAUCGUGGCCGCCAAGCCCUCGCUGAGCGAGCUGCAGCUGGGCAGCAACAAGCUGGGGGACGCGGGCGUCGCAGCGCUGUGCCCCGGGCUGCUGAGCCCCGGCUCCAGGCUCAAGACCCUGUGGCUCUGGGAGUGCGACUUCACGGCCAGUGCCUGCAAGGACCUGUGCCGGGUGCUCGGAGCCAAGGAGAGCCUCCGGGAGCUCAGCGUGGCCGGCAACGCGGUGGGGGACGAGGGUGCGCGGCUGCUGUGCGAGAGCCUGCAGGAUCCCCGCUGCCGGCUGGAGUCCCUGUGGAUAAAGUCCUGCAGCCUCACGGCCGCCUGCUGCCAGCACUUCAGCGCGAUGCUGGCCAAGAACCGGAGCCUGCAGGAGCUGCAGCUUAGCAGCAACAACCUGGGCGACGCGGGCAUGGAGGAGCUGUGCCAGGGCCUGAGCCAGCCGGGCACCACCCUGCGGGUUCUCUCGGUGGGGGACUGCGAGGUGACGGACCAGGGCUGCACCAGCCUGGCCGCCCUCCUGCUGACCAACCACAGCCUGAUCGAUCUGGACCUGAGCAACAACUGCAUGAGCGAGGUGGGCGUCAUGAAGCUGGCAGAGAGCGCCCAGCAGCCCAGCUGCCCGCUGGAGAAGCUGGUCCUGUACGACAUCUACUGGAGGGAGGAGACGGAAGACCAGCUGCGGGCCCUGGAGGAGAAGAAGCCCGGCCUGCAGAUCAUCUGCUGA
Pipistrellus nathusii (Nathusius's pipistrelle) is the source of this 1371-nucleotide messenger RNA. Lineage: Eukaryota; Metazoa; Chordata; Mammalia; Chiroptera; Vespertilionidae. The record is from the annotation of a GenBank genome assembly.